UUUCCGCUUCUUCAGAAGAGCGCAGAGGAGCUUAUUAGGAUGGGAUUGCACCCCAGUGAGAUCAUCAGUGGAUAUACUAAAGCCAUUGGCAAGACAAUUGAGGUGUUGGGGGAGCUUGUGGAGGAAGGUUCUGAAACUAUGGAUGUUCGGGUUAAAGAGCAAGUUGUUACACGAAUGAAAGCUGCUGUUGCUAGUAAACAACACGGACAGGAAGAUAUAUUAUGUUCUCUCAUAGCCGAUGCAUGCAUCCAAGUCUGUCCCAAGAACCCUGCAAACUUUGAUGUUGAUAAUGUCCGUGUCACAAAGCUUGUCGGAGGAGGUCUGCAUAAUUGUACAAUUGUUCGUGGGAUGGUUUUAAAAGGUGAUGCCUUGGGAAGUAUAAAGCAUACGGAGAAGGCAAAGGUGGCUGUGUUUGCCAGUGGUGUUGAUUCAUCUGCCACUGAAACAAAAGGAACUGUAUUGAUUCACUCUGCCGAGCAGUUAGAGAAUUAUUCUAAAACUGAAGAAGCUAAGGUUGAGGAGCUAAUCAAAGCAGUUGCCGAGUCUGGUGCCAAAGUUAUCGUCAGUGGAGGACCUGUUGGUGAAAUGGCAUUGCAUUUCUGUGAACGUUACAAGUUAAUGGUCUUGAAAAUCAGCUCAAAAUUUGAACUGAGGCGUUUUUGUCGCACAACAGGAACUUCUGCUCUUUUGAAACUCAGCCAACCAAAGGCUGAUGAUUUGGGAUUUAUCGAUUCAAUUUCAGUUGAGGAAAUUGGUGGUUCUCGGGUCACUGCUGUCAGAAGCGAAGAAGGUGGGAACAAGAUUGCCACUGUGGUGCUGAGAGGAAGUACUGAUAGUAUAUUGGAUGAUCUUGAAAGAGCUGUUGACGAUGGAGUGAAUACAUAUAAGGCAAUGUGCAGGGACAGUCGCAUGGUACCUGGAGCUGCAGCUACUGAAAUUGAGUUGGCUAGAAGAUUGAAAGAGUUCUCCUUCAAGGAAACAGGAUUGGAUCAAUAUGCCAUUGCUAAGUUUGCUGAAAGUUUUGAAAUGGUACCUCGAACACUGGCAGAAAAUGCUGGACUUAAUCCAAUGGAUAUAAUAUCUAAGCUGUACGAAAAACAUGCAUCUGGAAAUAUCAAAGUGGGCAUCGACUUGGGGGGAGGUGACUCCGAGGAUGGGGUUUGCAAGGAUGUGUCAUCCCAGAAUAUUUGGGAUCUUUAUGUCACUAAGUUUUUUGCUCUCAAAUAUGCUGCCGAUGCUGCAUGCACUGUACUACGAGUAGAUCAGAUUAUAAUGGCAAAACCAGCUGGAGGUCCAGGAAGGAGAGAACAGCCUGCAGGAAUGGAUGAGGACUAAGUUAAGUCUGUCACCGGCCAGCAUCAUCUAUUAGGUUUCUCUUGUAUCUCACCGAUGCUGACUUUGGACUCUUAGGCAUCUUUUGAGAUUCUACAAACACGUUGAAACGAAGUUUUGCGUUUGUUUUGGAAAUUUCCGUUCUGUCUUUAUCAAUUCUGUAAUUUUUCCAUCAGUAAAUUUGAUGAAUGUUGCCACCUUUGGUCAUUGACGUUUAACGCUUUGUUAGAUCCUAGUUCUCAUCUUAAUUCCGUCAUUUACUUGAGAUGUUUCA
Molecule: messenger RNA, 1606 nt
Organism: Hibiscus syriacus
Lineage: Eukaryota; Viridiplantae; Streptophyta; Magnoliopsida; Malvales; Malvaceae
Product: T-complex protein 1 subunit theta-like
Exons: 12
Biological process (GO): protein folding
Cellular component (GO): chaperonin-containing T-complex
Molecular function (GO): ATP-dependent protein folding chaperone; ATP hydrolysis activity; ATP binding
Source: RefSeq, a predicted model, not a curated record